Messenger RNA from Funneliformis mosseae, 516 nucleotides. The record is from the annotation of a GenBank genome assembly. Lineage: Eukaryota; Fungi; Glomeromycota; Glomeromycetes; Glomerales; Glomeraceae.
GAUACAUUUUUAAAUAUGAAAGAAGAAUUGAAUAUUCAGAAUAAAGAUUCAGAAGUACUACUGAAUAUUCAAGAUAAAAAGUUUAAAGAACUAUUAACGUAUGAUAGUGCAGAAGAUUUCUCUGAUGCAGAUAGCAAAGUUUUCCAAAAUUGGAAUCAUGCUUCAAAAUUUAUGAAAAAGUAUGUUGCUAUCAAGGGUUAUAGAAUACGAAUUGGCGGCAGUAAAAGGAUAGAUAAAACGGCGUUUACAGAAAAUCAGCGUUUAAAUGCAUCAUCGUGUAGAGUUGAGUGCCUAUGGAAACAUAUUGGUCAUAAAUUUUAUUCAUCAGCAGUUCGAUUUGUUCCAUUAUUAUGCAAAUUACUGGAGAAAGUUAUUCAAGAGAUUCAUUUUUUAACCGUUAUUGCCAAAGCAAAUGCAACAAUUCACAAGUUUCAUUGUGAAGUGACACCAGGUGAAGCAGACACUGAGAUUUUACUAAGAAGAUUAUAUGAUAAAAAGACAGAAGACUUACGUUGA